AAUAUAUAAAGAGGAUACAAUCGACAAACAAUCAGUUGUUCGACCACCACGAGGAUUACAAGUGAGAAAUCCACGUUCCAAGAAGCCACGAUGAAAUCGGCAUUUGCGAUUGUUUUGGCCACGAUCUUCGUCGUCUUCGUUUCCGCCCAUCCGCCACCCAAGUGUCCGGAAGAGAACGGAGAAGAUGUCGUUCUGUUGCCAAACCCACAUAACUGCUCAACCUAUUACUCCUGCAACGGAGGCAUACCGUUCUUAAUGCAAUGCAACGAAGGACUUCUGUAUAAUGAAGACUUACGAGUUUGCGAUUAUCCAGAAAAUGUGAAAUGUGCGGCAAGUCCAUCUUCUCCUCAUCCACAACCACCCAACACGUCUGGACCACAAACCACGGGAACUCGGCCACCAUCCAGCUCGCCUCGUCCAUCUGUUGUACCAUCAGGCUGUAGCAGUGAUGUCUCAACAGCAGGAGCUGAAUAAUUGGUUCGUCCAUAUCAAUUUCGAUUUAUGUGGAUAACCUACUGCAGGCACAUACGUUGAAAAGUAACCCUGGUUUCGUUAUAUGACACAACUUAUUGAGAUCCCAAUUAUACCGGGUGUCUUGGAACAAGUGUGCAGAACCGAGAGAUCGUUGAACAAUUAGUAUUCAGCAUAGAGCACGUGCUUAUUUAAUAUUUUUCUUGCAGAAUAUCGCUCAACCUUUUGAAGUUGUGUACGUAACAAGACAUCUUAUGUCAUUAUGUAUUAUCAAUAUUACGGAUUAUUAUGCUUCUAUGUAUUGAGUAUUGCAGAUUAUUAAUAAAUCUAACAGAACUGCUGCAAAUCGGCUGUGUCUUUAGUUUAACUUUUCUAUAGUGUAUCGUCUU
Molecule: messenger RNA, 860 nt
Organism: Eufriesea mexicana
Lineage: Eukaryota; Metazoa; Arthropoda; Insecta; Hymenoptera; Apidae
Product: peritrophin-1-like
Exons: 2
Coding region: 91-474 (127 amino acids)
Cellular component (GO): extracellular region
Molecular function (GO): chitin binding
Source: RefSeq, a predicted model, not a curated record